This is a messenger RNA of Rotaria sordida, 2698 nucleotides long. NCBI's taxonomy places the organism in Eukaryota, Metazoa, Rotifera, Eurotatoria, Philodinida, Philodinidae. The record is from the annotation of a GenBank genome assembly.
GUAACUUUUAAUGAAAUGUAAUCCAAUAAACUCUGCAUUGAAUAAUCUAUAGAAGAGUUUUAAAAUAUCUAAUUGAUAAUCAAAAAUUGAUGAAACAUUAAAAGUGUUCUAAACCAUUGUAUGUUGAAUAAAAUAGUUUGUAUGAAAAAUAUUCAAAUAACUAAACUUAUGAUAACGUUCGUAUCUUAAUUUGAUAGUUAAAUUGGGAAAAUUAUAGAAGUCCGUAUUUGAAUGCUUUGAGUAAAUCAUUUUCAAUAAAAUAAUUCAAAAUAUAAGAGUUGUUUUAGACAUUUUUCAACCAGUUUAAAUUCGAGUCUUAAAGUAAGAAAUAGAAUAAAACUUAAUUUUGAUUGCACACAAUAACUUGUUAUUUAAUCAUGACGAGUUGGUGCAUAUUUAUUCACUACCAAAAAACUUUUUUCUGAUCACAAUACUAAUAGAAAUAUUGCGCCUACUGAUCUUGUUUGGUAAGCACUUUUAAGAAGACUCAAUGGUAGAGCAAUCGACUGUCAUCUAUUUUGCACAUAUAAUUUGUUAGUACUGGUUUUCUUGCUUUUAUUUUAUGUCAAUCAUCUAUGCGAUAGUUGUUGUAUAUCGUCGUACAGGAGUAUUUUUCAUUUCAUAUUCCAGUUAUCUCAACCAAUCGUUUUUGGAUGUAUGAUCUUUCUUACCAUAGUUUUUAGAUAUUGAUUGUUUGACAACAUUUUGACUUUAGAUAUUGUCUUAUUCAUACCAUAAUAUAAUGAGCCCUUUUUUUUUAAUUAGAAAAAUUGUGAUUUAAUUCGUAUUGAAGAAACUGAAAUGCUUUUCAAAAGGUUCAAAUCGUAGUGAAAACAAAAAUGAAAUAUUUAGUACAGAUAUUUUACAAAAAAAAAACAAAAUAUUUCUCAAGAAAAAUCUGUACAAGUUUUUGACGAUGGAAAUUCUAGAAAGCUUAUUACUAAAUAGAAUAGAGAAACAUCACAUGAAAAGACAGCCGUUUAUGAUAUACAUGAGAACAAAAAUAUUGACCUUUCUGUUUUCCUUUUUGUGUUGCGUAGUUAGAUAGACAUUACACAGCCAAGUACUCCUUAUUUUCCUUUACUUUUCUCUGUAAGAAACAAUCAAAUAUGAAUUAACAACAGCAGUUGAGUAGCAAAUACAAGAAGAAAAAGAAAAAAGAUCUAAGAACGCGACAGAAAAAGAUUGGUUGAUACUAUUACUAACUGUAGAUAUGGACAAAAGAUUAACUUGUGCUAGAGGACUAUGAUGCAUCCUUUGCCUUAGUUGUAGUAAGAAACGAUAGUUUUUCUUUCUUUUACAUGAUCAGUAAGUUUUGAUGUGUCCCAAUAGUGCUGGUAGAUAAAAAGAAAGAAAGAAAGAAAAGAAAAGAAAAGAAAACAAAAAAAAAGAAAGAUCGCAUCGGAUGUAUUGGCAUUAUCAUAAAAAACGCAUCAACACGUUUGUACGCACGCCUAUCGAAUGUUGCUCUUACUAGCGAACAUUUAUCAUCGCCAAUCUGGGUUCGCCACAAUCGAAAAUAUCAUCACCUAUUUAUCCUUCAACAUCUCCUCACCAAAAUUCGAGUUCAGCAAUUGGUCUUUCAAAUUCUCCUUAUGAUGUUGCUUCAUCUACUACUAAUUAUCCAAUACAUUUAUCACUUGAAUCUUCCAUUGACAAUCGUAUAAUUAAUUUUGAACAACAAUUCGAUAUGAAUUAUGUUCCAAUAAAUCGAGUACAAGAACAAUCUUCUUUAUCUCCUGCUCCAUUUCAUAAUUCUAGUACAUUGUAUAUUAAUCAAGAAAGACCUGUUUUACAUUUACCUCGACCUAGGUUUAAUGUAACAGUCAAUGGUCGUCUUCAUCCUCAUUCUCAACAUCACCAUCAACAACAACAUCCACAUAGAACACAUGACUUUUCUCGAAUUACUAUUCGAACACCAAAUUUACGUCCACCUCGUACUCGAAUACCAUUUAGUACUCUUAUGCCAACAGCUCGUACUGAUGGCAAUAUUUUGUCUAGUGUGCAUGAUGUACAACGAAAAUUAGCUGCACUUACAUUACAUUUAGAAAAAGAACUUGAAGCUGAAGCAACAGUUGGUGAAUAUUAUGGACAAUGUACUAAAUGUGGUCAAUCUGUGACGGGUUCAUCUGAAGCUUGUCAAGCUAUGGGUGAACUUUAUCAUAAUGAUUGUUUUAAAUGUGUUGUAUGUUCUCGAACAUUACGAGGAAAAGCAUUCUAUCGUGUACAUGAUCAAGUCUAUUGUGAAGAGGAUUAUUUGUUUACUGGUUUUCAACAAACUGUAGAAAAAUGCCGAAUAUGUGAUCAUCUUAUCAUGGACAAAAUGCUCCAAGCACUUGGUAAUACUUAUCAUCCCGGAUGUUUUCGUUGCUCACUAUGCAAUGAGUGCCUUGACGGUCUUCCAUUUACUAUUGAUAAGGAACAACGUUUGUUUUGUCUAUACGAUUAUCAUAAUACCUAUGCUUCACGAUGUGCUAAAUGUGCUUAUCCAAUCUGUCCAGGAGAAGGUUCCGAUGAAACAACUCGUGUGAUUGCUAUGAAUAAAAAUUUUCAUGUUGAAUGUUAUCGAUGCGAAGAUUGUCAAUGUCAAUUAAGUGAUGAACAAACAAUAACUGUAUUGGGUGGUUGUUGUCCACUAGCAGAUGGUACCUUAUUAUGUUAUCGAUGUCAUAUGCGUCGUGGUGCAGACAAUACCUAA